UAUUUUAUUAGUUAGAGAAAGCGAACACGCAUAAUACGAACUUGGUUUCCUUCUUCUCAUCGAUCUCUUUCUUUCGCCCUCGAUCUCCUCAUCGACCGAAGAGCAAAUAAAAGAAGCGAGGGGGAAAUGGAGAGGGGAGAAGAGAGGGCCCCACUGCUGAAGGGGGAGGGUCAGGGACAGGCCGGGCUAGGGGAGAGGGUCUGGAUAGAGUCGACGAAGCUGUAGGGCCCCGCCAUAUUCAGCAGGGUGGUGACCUACAGCAUGAACGUCAUCACCCAGGCCUUCGCCGGCCACCUCGGCGACCUCGAGCUCGCAUCCAUGUCCAUCGCCAACACCGUCGUCGUCGGGUUCAACUUCGGCCUCAUGUUGGGUAUGGCGAGCGCUCUGGAAACCCUCUGUGGCCAAGCAUUUGGCGCAAAGAAAUACCACAUGCUAGGCGUAUACAUGCAACGAUCAUGGAUUGUGCUCUUCCUCUGCGCCACUCUCCUCCUCCCCAUGUACUUCUUCGCCACUCCCAUCCUCGAGCUAUUAGGGCAACCCUCCGAUCUCGCUGCUCAAGCUGGCAUGGUCUCCAUGUAUUUCAUCCCACUUCACUUCUCCUUCGUGUUCUUGUUCCCUAUUCAGAGAUUCUUGCAGUGUCAGCUGAAGAACUCGAUCAUUGCCUUAAUGGCAGGAAUUGCGCUUGUUGUGCAUUUGUUUGUUAGUUGGCUUUUUGUGUAUCACUUUAAGUUUGGAUUGAUUGGGACUGCGCUUACGCUUGAUUUCUCUUGGUGGGUGGCGGUCUUUCUCUUGUAUGGAUAUGUUGCACUAGGUGGAUGUCCUGAUUCUUGGAACGGUUUCUCAAUGGAGGCAUUUGCUGGGCUUUGGGAUUUCCUGAAGCUGUCUGCAGCUUCUGGUGUCAUGCUUUGCUUGGAGAAUUGGUAUUACAGGAUAUUACUAUUGUUAACAGGGAAUCUGAAGAACGCCAAGAUUGCUGUGGACGCGCUCUCUGUUUGCAUGGGUAUAAACGGAUGGGAAAUGAUGAUUCCUCUGGCAUUCUUUGCUGGCACAGGAGUGAGAGUUGCAAAUGAGCUUGGUGCCGGUAAUGGUAAGGGUGCAAGAUUUGCUACUAUCGUCUCAGUAGUGACCUCCACCAUCAUUGGACUUUUCUUCUGCAUUGUGGUAAUGGUGCUUCGUGACAAAGUUGCUCUCAUCUUCACCUCGAGUUCAGAUGUCCUUGAGGCUGUUGAUAGACUUUCGGUUCUUUUGGCUGCAACCAUACUACUCAACAGUGUCCAACCUAUACUUUCUGGUGUAGCCGUUGGUUCUGGAUGGCAAGCGAUGGUCGCAUAUAUAAACAUCGGUACCUACUAUCUAAUUGGGAUUCCUGUGGGAAUUCUCAUGGGAUGGAUCUUCAAUUUAGGAGUUUUGGGAAUUUGGGGUGGAAUGAUCGGUGGAACAGCAGUUCAAACAUUGAUAUUAGCGUUCAUUACCAUUCGAUGCGACUGGGAUAAAGAGGCUUUGAUAGCUAGCAAACGCAUGGAGGAAGAAGGCGGCUCAAAAUAAUUUCAUAGUAUGUUAAUUAUCAUUAAGAUGUGAUGAAUCGUCGUGGAGAAAAAUUUGAGGAAAAUUAAAUUCGAUAAUUGUGUUGAUUAUCACUAUCAGUCUGAAUGGACUGUAGUAGUUGAAGGUAAUAAAGAGAAAGUAGCAGUACUGGAGACUGUUGGAAACA
This is a messenger RNA of Asparagus officinalis (garden asparagus), 1711 nucleotides long. Its product is annotated as protein DETOXIFICATION 27-like. Gene Ontology annotation, biological process: xenobiotic detoxification by transmembrane export across the plasma membrane. The record is from RefSeq and is a predicted model, not a curated record. Gene Ontology annotation, molecular function: xenobiotic transmembrane transporter activity; antiporter activity. Lineage: Eukaryota; Viridiplantae; Streptophyta; Magnoliopsida; Asparagales; Asparagaceae. Gene Ontology annotation, cellular component: membrane.